UCAUGCACGUGUGACUGAGAGAACUGGCGCAGCCAAACUAUUCAUCUUACCUUUAGUGGAUGAAUAUAUGUAUAGAGAGUUAACAAUAAACCAGUUCAUGAGAACACGCUUUUGUAAAUUGCUAAACCUGAUGCGAGGGAUAAUUGUUUUCAUCAUCAAUUGCUGCGCAAGACCCGCGUAAGCUGUCAUCCGUAUAAGCCGCUCAGAAAACAGAUCCAUGAGAUCACAUGAGCUUUAAUCGUUGGACUAUUUCCGCGUUGGUUCAGACACUCAAUGGAGGAGCUGUGAGGCGAGUACGAUUCAUUUUUUAACGUGUCGCAACGCCGUGGAUCGAGCUGGGGGGUACAUUGGACAGAAGGAGACGCACAGACACGCGGCGCUCUGCAGACAUGCUCACUCGCGUCAAAUUCGCAGUGGCCAGCUUCAUGGGUGGAAUCAUGGCCGGAUCGUCUAAUAAUAAUAAUAAUGAACGCUCGGGUGGCUCGGACCUGCCGCUUAAAUACCCCUACAUGAGACCCAAGUUUCUGGGACUGUCGGCAGAUGAGAUUGAGUGCUCGGCGGAUCACAUCGCGAGACCUAUCCUGAUCCUAAAAGAGACUCGCAGGUUGCCGUGGGCGACGGGAUACGCCGAGGUGAUAAAUGCAGGUAAGAGUGCUCUGAAUGAGGACCAGGCAUGCUGUGAGGUUGUACUGGUUAAGAAGAAGCCUAUAGGAUCCUUGACACCCAGAAAGCUGCCUACAAGUAGAAGGAGGUCGUCUCUUCCCAAUAGCGAUGGCAUGGGCAUGUUGGAAAAUAAUGAUUGUAUUUGUCCACAAGACUCAGAAGGGCUGGUCUUCCAUUACUGGGCUCUGUUUGAUGGUCACGCUGGCUCAGGAGCGGCAGUGGUGGCUUCCAGACUGCUACACCAACACAUUGUGGAGCAGCUCCAAGGUGUUCUGGAGGUCCUGACUAACUUGGUGUGUCUUCCUCCAACUGUAUUGGGUGAAGAACCCAACUACCAUCCAUCCCCAGGCACACAAAGGGUUCUCACCCGGGCUGCCUCCCUACGCGUUGCCACUGGUGCCCCUGGCUCUCCCUGCACCCCUCCAACACGGUUCUUUGUGGAGAAGAAGAUCCAACAUGAAAGCCUUGUGAUUGGUGCCUUGGAGAAUGCCUUCAAGGAAAUGGAUGCCCAAAUCGAGACAGAGAAAGCUAUAUACAAUAUCUCUGGUGGCUGCACUGUGCUUGUAGUGGUCUUCCUGCUGGGAAAGCUGUAUGUUGCUAAUGCUGGAGACAGCAGAGCCAUUAUAAUUAGAAAUGGAGAGAUAAUUCCUAUGUCCACAGAGUUUACCCCUGAGUCAGAGAGACAAAGACUUCAGUUCCUUGGUUUCAUGCAACCCCAUCUGUUAGGAGGAGAGUUCACACACUUGGAGUUCCCCAGAAGAGUUCAACGAAAGGAGGUGGGCAAGAAGAUGUUGUACCGGGACUUCACCAUGACUGGCUGGGCUUAUAAAACCAUUGAGGAUGAGGACCUCAGAUUUCCUUUGAUAUAUGGAGAAGGAAAAAAGGCACGAGUGAUGGCCACCAUAGGAGUGACACGUGGUUUAGGAGACCAUGACCUCAAAGUCCAUGACUCCAACAUCUAUAUUAAACCAUUUCUGUCAUGCUUUCCAGAGGUGAAAGUGUAUAACUUGACACAAUAUGAGCAUGGAGCAGAUGAUGUGUUGGUGAUGGGAACUGAUGGCUUGUGGGAUGUCCUUUCCAAUGAGGAAGUAGCAGAGACUGUCACCUCAUUCCUGGUCAACUGUGAUCCUGAUGACCUUCAUAGGUACACAAUGGCAGCCCAAGACCUGGUAAUGCGUGCCAGAGGAGUUCUCAGGGACCAGGGCUGGCGAAUCAGCAAUGAUCGACUUGGCUCUGGGGAUGAUAUCUCUGUUUAUAUAAUUCCCCUGAUGUAUGGUAAUCGUCAGCUGUAGUGUAGGGUACUGUUAAUGUACAUUUACAUUUCCUUCUUCCCCUCACUUUUUGGAUCAGUAUAAUAAUCAGUAUAAUAUGAGCUGUCGUCCUCCUGUAGUAACAACCAUCAGAACACUUGGAAGUUUUUAGAUGUAUAGAGGAACUUUGAUAUGGAGACAUGAGAAAAUGACAAUCGCCUAACUGGCAAUAUUGAUGUAUGAAUUUGCCUGACAUACUGUAGUUGUAAAUAUUUCUUAAACACUCAAUGUAUUUUUGUUUUUGUUUUGUUUUGUUCAGUUUUUACUAUAUCCACCCAAAGUUGCACUGUAAUAGUGUUUUCAUGUUGGUUUGACACCCUUCCUGUCCUCUAUAGCAGGUUCCCAAUAUUUUUCCAGGACACCCCUAUUCUAAUUCUAUUCACCCACAUUCUAAAUCCGUAAUAACUCAACCAACCCCCAACAUGUAAAUGCUACUUUAUUAGGUAUUACACCAGCCAUAGCUCAUCUGUAUAGGCAGUUGGGGCAGUGCUCCACCAAAAUAUUCAUCCACUUGAAAGCACAGAUCUCUAUGCACUGAAUCAUUCCAACAUUUAACUAUAUGUUACAUUGUCAUAAAUGUGUUCAGCAUUAUUCAGCAAAUAUUUCUAGACUAAAAUGAACUGGGCAUAUUAAUGUUUAAUGCAUGAGUUCAGUAGACAGAUUUGCUAUGUUAUGAUCAUAUUAAGUGGCAAAAAAAAAAGAAAUUUGUGAAAAAUUGUGUUGGCCCAGUAUGCCAGAUUAUCGAUCCAACCCUGCUGAUGAGAUAGGCGGAUGAUGUCUAGGGGGAUCUCCUGCCAGACCCAAGUCAGGGCAACAUUGAGACAAGUCUGUGGUGCUACUUUACAGCUUUGGAUGCUCUGAUACAUAACAUCCCUGAAUUGGAUUGGUUCUGAAUUGAAUUCAGGUCUGGAGAAUGUGAGGGCCAGUCAAUGGCAUCAAUGCCUUUGUCAUCCAGUAACUGCCUACACACUAUGGCCACAUGAGGCCAGGCAUUAUCAUGCACAAGGAGGAACCCAUGGCCCACUGCACCAACAAAAGGUCUGACAGUGGCUCUGAGGAUUUCAUCCCAGUACCUAACAGUAGUGAAGAGCCAUCAUGCCAUCCUCAUGGAGUCUGUUUCUGACUAUUUGGUCAGAAACAUGCACACCAGUAGCCUGCUGGAGGUUGAUUUGUAGGGUUCUGGCAGUGAUCCUUCUGUUCCUCCUUGCCCAAAGGAGCAGAUACUUUCAAAUUAUAAAUGAUAAUUAAAGAUGUUAUUAAAAUUAAAGGGUUAGUUCACCCAAAAAUGAAAAUUCUGUUAUUAAUUACUCAUCCUCAUCUUUUCAAACCCGUAAGACCUUUGGAAUACAAAUUAAUAUAUUUUUGAUGAAAUCCGAGAGCUUUCUGACCCUCCAUAGACAGCAAGGGUACUACCACGAACAAGGCACAGAAACGUAGUAAGUAUCAAUAAAAUAGUCCAUGUAACAUCAACUGUAAUUUUAUGAAGCUACAAGAGUCACCCUGAUUUUGAAGAGUAUCACAAUGCAUGUGCAUGCUUUGCUCUGAAUGUAAUAAGGCUCAGCGCAUGCUUGUUCUUUGUCAGCAGCAUCAUGCGUUUGCGUCGUUUACGUGCAGGAAAAGCACGCGCAUACAUCAUGAUACUCUCCAAAAUGGUGCCAGGGUGAGAAGAUUUGUUGAAUUAAGUCAUUAUUUUUGUUUUCUUUGCACACAAAAAGUAUUCUCAUAACUUAAAGGUUGAACCACUGAUGUCAUAUGGACUAUUUUAUCGGUCACACUUUAUAUUAGGUGGCCUUAACUACUAUGUACUUACAUCAGAAAAUAAGUACAAUGUACUUAUUGUAUUGCAAAAAUUCACUACUGUUAUGUCUUGACUUAUAUAAAGUAAGGAGAAGUCAGAAGGGGCAAGAGUACUCAUAGAGAACUUUUAUACAUUCAAAAAUGUAUGGCAAAAAAUGCUCUGAGGCAUACAAUCACUUGGCAGGAAGUGGGAGUGUCUCUCUCAGAUAUGGAUCUGUUAGUGUCCUUUAUCUGCUCUCUCCACCAGUUACUGAAAUCAGAGACAAGUGUUAAUCAUCACACACUUGACCUAUUUUCUUACCACUCGGCUUGUGACUCAUUCUCUUGUAGCCGACUCCACUUUACCACACCCCUUUUGCCACUUACACCCAUCGCCUGACUCAGGCUGGGGAGCUGUCUCUUAGGGGAGACAUCAUUCUGAACCACUUUUCACUUGUGUUCAGGUUGUCGAUAAGGGCAGCUGUGCAUCACCACCUCUGGGGCUGCCUCAGUAUGUUGAUGGAUGAGAUUUGUAUGGCCUGGUAGGAGCAAGAAUACAUCUGCAAACUUGGCGUGCAACUUGGCCACAUCAGUGAGCUGAGCCCCCGAGACCAGAGCAAGAGGAUUGGAUUUGACACGUCUUUGAUCCAAGACCCUCCUUUCCACUUACUGCCUUUGCUAGCACUGUCAGUACCACCUCAUUCCAACAUUUCAGGAGACUGAGGUGGUUAAUCUGACGUGCUCCACUCUUAUAAAUUUGUCUAUAUGCUCAUAAUUGAGAUCCCCAACUCGUUGUGUGACCUCAAAGGGCCCUUGCCACUUAAUUUAGAACUAGAUAUUGGGAACAAUACAAGCACUUUAUCUCCCAGUGCAAAUUCACUCAGUUGUAUGCCCUUAUUAUGUAGCCAGCUUUUUCUCUCCUGGGCCUGCAGCAAAUCUCCAUUGAGAGCCCCAUCAACAUGUGGAAUUUUGCUCUGCGGUCCAAGACAUACUCAGACUGUUUGAAGGCCUCUGUAAGAAUGUCAAGAACACUAAGGAGUACAAAACUAUUUUAUGUCCAAAAGGGCUAAAAGUCGCAAUAUGACCAAAAUCUUAUAUCAUAUGAGUAAUUUUAUUUUGUGAUAACAAUUUAUAUCACAAUAUAGUUAUUUUUGCUUUAAGUAAGGCUUUUAUGAUAUAAAUUUUUGAUACCAUAGAAAUUUCAUAAUUCUUGUCAUCAAUUUCAAUAUCACCGAUGUGAAAUAUUACUUAAAUUGUUUAUGUCCAAAAAAAAAAACACUGUCUUCACUGUGUAAAUUUAAAUAUAGAUAUAUUCCUAUUAAAGUUACAAAAGGGAUUCAGUUGAACGUAGCGAGAGAUUUUCUGUUUUUUGUUGUUUGAUUACCAUUAAUUACAAAAACAAUACCAGGUUUAUUAGCCUGCUCUCACUUUAAGACCUAAUCUUACUACAGAUCUAAUAUACUGACACACAUGCAUUUUUCUUUCUCAACUUCUUCCUGCUUUAUCAUACCACCCUUACCACACUUACAUAAGUGAUCUGGAGAGAGGUCUAUUUGGCAGGUAUUGGGUGAACAGUUAGUCAGAAAAUAAUGAAAACUUUUAACAAAGUGAACAUUAAUGUAAAGUGUUACCAGUAAAUUUUUAUAAAUGUACUGAUUGUGUACAUUUUACUGUCAUAAAUAAUGAAACCAAUAUUUGUAUUAUUGCAAGCUGUUUGAACAUGGUAUAUUGAGGAAGUCAAACUUGACCACUUAACACUUUUUACAAUCUGGUCACCACAUUUAAUUAAUAAAAUACUAUGAAUUAUUCCACUGGACUUUUGAAGUGUAAAAGGGGGAAUUGUGUCUUGAUUUAAAUACUUGCUCUUUACUUAUGUUCAUGCUCCUCAAGCACCUUAAAUAUUACAUUAUUAAAUUAUUAUAUUAAUCAAAGGUCACGUCAAGUCACCUUUAUUUAUGUAACACUUUUAACAAUACAGAUUGUGUCAAAGCAGCUUUACAGUAUUAAAUAGGAAAUAGUGUGUCAGUAAUGCAAAAGGACAAUAGUAAACGCUCAAUUUUCAGUUAAAGGCAGUUCAGCGAAUUCAGUGAAGUCAUCAUCCAGCUCAGUUCAGUUCAAAUAGUAUCUGUGCAAUCAAAGUCAAAUCAAACAUAUUUUCAUUCAUUUCAUACAAAUUACAAAUCAUGCAAAUCAUUUUCUCAAAACAAUGUACACAAAACUCUCAAAUGUUUUCACAGUAGUUAAUACAUCCAACCAAUACUUUAAAAUAUCUGAAAAAAUGUUUUACACAAAUCACAAACAUUUAUGUACCAUUUGGCCAAACACAACAAACAAAACUCAUUCGAUCAAAUGAACACGGUAUAUUUUUGAUUGGCCCUAAACUGAUAACUAUUUGGUUAAUCAUACACUUAACACAGGAAAUGCAGUUUUCCUAAUCGUUUACGCAUUUUUAUAUAUAUAUAUAUAUAUAUAUAUAUAUAUAUAUACACACACACACACACAUACAGUAUAUACUGUAUGUAUAUAUAUAUAUAUAUAUAUAUAUAGACCACUGUGCUGUAAAAGACUGAUCUGUAGUUAUCAGAAAAGUUUGUUUGCAGGUAGCACAAACAGAUUUAAAGGAUUUAAAUUGUUUAAAGGGGCAAUUAGUUUUUUCUCAUGGUGUUGGAUAACAAUUUUAAUUUUGUUUAGAUAUACACAGUAUACAUAAAAUAAAACUCCCUGUUGAAGAAUUGCAAUAAACGUAUUUUAAUUUGCAUAUUUCUGCAUCUACAGCUGAAUGUUUCAUAAUCAAUAGAGAACACACCUAUAGAUUUUUAAUAUUUAUUUAUAAGUGCAGCACAAAUUAAUAUCUCGUGGCCACAACAAAACUAAGUGAACCGUGUCCCCUCCCGGUUACCAUAUGUUUCAACUACAUAUAUUUGCAUCAUAUAUAAAAUUGCUGUUGACCUGAAAAAAUAUGGCUCAGUGUGUUUUUUAACUGUCACCUUGCUUUGUCAUCACAUUUGAUAUUGUUCUAUACAGAACUAUAUGUUGUAUACAGAACUAUAGGUAAUAAACAACCCAGAGAACCAUUCACACACUUGAUUCAACAUUGUGAAAGUAAAAUGUAUUUUGUAAUUUUUGUAAAAUUCAGCUGAACGUGAAUAUGAAGUACAAUUAUAUUUUUAAUGCCUGUUACUUAAUGUACAGUUGUUGUGAAUCAUAUUUUUAUGCAUUUCAAAAA
This is a messenger RNA of Onychostoma macrolepis, 6975 nucleotides long. Its product is annotated as protein phosphatase 1H-like. Gene Ontology annotation, biological process: protein dephosphorylation. Bases 390 to 1955 code for a protein of 521 amino acids. Gene Ontology annotation, molecular function: protein serine/threonine phosphatase activity. NCBI's taxonomy places the organism in Eukaryota, Metazoa, Chordata, Actinopteri, Cypriniformes, Cyprinidae. The transcript is spliced from 10 exons. The record is from RefSeq and is a predicted model, not a curated record.